AGUCAAAGAGACUCCAACUGGAAUAGAAUAGACCGACCGCGCGGAAUAGACCAGUACAAGACAGACUUGUUGGUUGGUGUUGGUAAUAUUGGAUCGUUAGGAAUGUUUGCGAAUGUCACGAUAAUCCGAAACCAAAUGAUUGAAUGUUUAAAAUCAGCGUCUUGCAUUAAUUAACUCAAUAUUGAUCUUUCGGUUUACUUACUGUCAAGAGAACAAUGGUUGCUGCGCAAUCACUAAGCAGCUUUGAUGCUUGCUAUAAUCAAUAAUGAUCUUCGAUUCAGGAGAGGAUUGACCACGGUAUAAAUACAUUAUAUGAUCGUAUUAUCCAAAGCAUAAACAAAGUGCUCGACUCCUAUCUCACUUCACACAAAAUCCCAGUCUUUACCUGGCUGUCUGGUCUAUGGAGUAUGGAUUAAUUAUAAUGAAAUGAACAGUUCACUAUGGGAACGGUAGUUGAAAGGGAUCUUAAAACGCUUCGAACAUCGAAGUUAAUGUCAUCUUGCCCUGAAUAUAUUUCAAUGAUGGGUGAACUGGAAAAGUUUCACAAGGAACAAACAAAGAUGAAGGGGAAGAAUGAGAAAAGGGAACUUGAUUUAAGGCCAUAUCUUUAUGACAAUGGCGACACAUAUGAAAAACCAUUUUAUAAUAUCUUGUUGAAACUACUUUAUGAUGUUGUAAGCUUUCAAAGUGCGGAGAGACAACAUAAAGACGUUUUGAAAGUGUAUGAGUGGUUUUUGUCUCAUCAUAAAUUGAUCACUGAAGAUGCUACUAAAAAUGAUGAAGAUGGCUAUAUGGUCGACUCCAAGAACAUUGAAAUUCCUAAAUUGUACUUGCGACCGAAGUCCGCAGAUGGUAACUGUUACCGUGAGUCACGGGAUUCGCCGGACAUGAAGUAUCAACGUGAAACUCAUUCAAAAUCUGCACUGGGUUCUUAUGAAAAUGAAAGGAACAAAAAGAAAAAAGACUAUAACCCACUCGAUACAAUCUCAGUAUCACUGAAAGUGUUACCGUUGAAUGGCUCAGCCACCAAACUAGAUGAGUUUGGAUCUACUGUUACAUGCCAUGAUGGCCAUCCCAGAUUCAAUAAAAGAAAUGGUGCUCCAUCAAUUGCUAUCCAUGUGCCGAAGAAACCAUUAUUACCUUCCUCGUUUGUAUUAAAACCUUGCAAUCAAACUUCACCACCAGUUUCAACACCAGUAUCCAGUCCCUCCGUUUCUCCCAGACUUUCCAGACGCAUCCUGUCACCUUCUCAGUCACCAAGAUUAUCUCCAGUCGCAAAAUCCUGUUCAAACUUGUCUACGCAUCGCUCUGGUAAAGCAGCCAAAGCUUUGCCUGACAAACAAUCAUUUCCCGGUGAAACAUCGGAUUUUGAAGUGGAACAUACGAGUUUAAAAACAAACAAUCACGGACAGUCAUCCAAGAAGAUUGAUGAUAUCAGAACAAGGGAGAUCUCUAAUACAAUUCUCGUGGCUGAUGAAGAAGGUGGUUUAUUCCAGGAUCAGUUGAAACAACGCUUCCAAAAUGACAGAAGGAAAAAGGAAGUCAAAUUAGUCGAACAAUUGAAAAAAGAUACUGAAUAUUUACGUCAAGAAGAGGAAAGUCUUCAGUCACAGUUAUUAGGAGAACAUGAACAAAUUCUAAGAGAGGAGAACGAAACAGGUCUAAGAAUAAAGGAACGCAGGGAAUCUGCCGAAUUGCAAACUUCAUCUCGUGGUGUUUCCACUUUGCCUACAGUCAAUAUAUAUGAUGUUUCGAGCCAUAGACCAGUUUCUGCUGUUGAAUUUAGAAAUAAAGAUGUACGUAUCGAGUCUGUUCUUGAUAUGGUGCAACCUGUUAGUGAACAGAUGAAAUACCAACGGGAAAUGCAGAGAAAUGGUGCGAGUAUUUGGGACAGAGAACCUGUGAGCUACAAACAAGAACAUUCCCAGAUGUUCCAGAGACUAAAUUCAGCUCCUUCACGUACAUCAUUGCCUGGUGGGAUAGACAGAAGAUUGGACAACCAAAGGAUUUUAAAUCACACGGAACCAAUUUUGAAUCCCGAGAGGAGAGCCAGUGACUAUACAGUACAUUUCCCACAUCAAUCAAAUCGUGAACCGUCUGUCAAAGAGUUUAAAGUUUCCGGUCCAGUGUCACCUGAUUCCAUACGUUAUCAGUGGACCGACGAUGGCUUUGGCAAUCGAACUUACUUUAAAAAGCGGAGCCCAUUAGAAUCUUCUCAAUCUCAUAAAUCUCCAAGAUCAUCACCUCCUGUCAAUGACGUAUCUAUGAUCACAGGGGAACGUGGCUUAGAUAAAAGAACUAUUGCUUCUCUGAUGGUUAUAAAGCAUUUAGGAACGAGCCGCCGUCGUGAAAGUUUCGAAACAGAACAGCUCUACCCAAAACUUAUUGAUGAUUCAAUGGAGCAUUGCUCUCCCUAUGACAACACUUAUAAAGACGUGGAGCCAAAACACAACGUGGAAUAUCUUCCAUUCUGGAGACAAAUGCCACCAAGGAAAGGUUUGUCAAUUGUUAACAUCCCUGAAGAUAUUGAACCAGAUGUGAAUACAAUCAACAACACUCGUUUAAAGAUCACCACGUUGGAUGAAAACCGGAACUCAAUUAAGGAACCGUCAAGUUCCCCUACUACGGCUCAAACCAUCUUGAAUGAAAUGUUCUCCUGUCUAACACCACAAAGAAGGACACUAAGAAAUGGGCUAGAUACUAGUUCUCUGAGCGUGAAAGCGCGUUCGAUAUCGCCAGAACCAAGACGACCACAGGCACCCCCAGCCUGCAAACCUGAGUCCCGUGAUUUAAGACCCGCACCCAGUCCUACCCCGGUUAACAGUCGACCCACGUCAGCCAGACGUUCAAAGGAUAAAAGCCCUGUAAAUUUUUCUGUGAAACAGUUUUCACAUUUCUGCUUGGAUGAUGAUAUGGAACUUUUGGAUGAUUACAAACGUCAACGUGAAAUUUGGGCUGCAAUUAACAUUCAAAGGAUAUUUCGCGGCCAUAUCGCUCGUCAAUAUGCUACUUCUUUGAAGCAAGCCGAGAAAGAACGGCAAAGAAAAGCAGCAGUUGCUUUGCAGAGUACAUUCCGCGGUUACUUGGCCAGAAAAAAAAUGAUGAGACAAAACCUGUUGAAUUACAAACCAGGCAUUCGGGAUUUGCAAUGGGCAAGGGAGUACAAAGGAAAACUAAGAGAGAAAGAACUUUCGAGACAUCGUAGAAAUAAAGGAAUUUUGCGGCAACAAAAUCGACAGUAUGAAAGGCAACAAGAACAAAUUUCUGGGGUCAAAGCUUCAGAUAUGAUACAUGAAAUCUUUAAUCCCCCCAAAGCAACGAAAGCACAAAUGAGAUCAGCAGCAAUUACAAUACAGAGGUAUUUCCGUGGAUGGUUUGUUAGGAAAUCUUUAAAAACUGUCAAAGAAAGGGCGUCGAAACGAACAUUUUCGUUCAAUAAAUUUAUCAAAUCGUAUCAAGAUCUCGUGUAUAGAAUCCAGAAACGUUACAAUAUUGAAAAUCCAAAUACAGCAUUGCAAUUUCACGAACUACAAGAAUACGUCGACAGACUGUUUAAAUACGAAAUUGCCUUUGGAAAGAUAGCGGAAAAUGGUACCCUGAAGUAUGAAGAUAUUUUAAAAUAUUUUGCGGAGUGUGGACAUCACCCAUCUGAGAAAGAGAUUGAAGACGCUGUUGCUAUGGUAAUCAAAGAUUCUCCAAAAGGCCGGAAUUUAACCAAAUCAGAAGCCGUGGAAAUUGUCUUUCAAAUAUACAUUCCAAAAGGGACAGGUCUAAACCUUGCCGAUGUUCGUAAAUCAACCUGGAUGAAUCCCCUUAUUGACGGUCAAGAUGUGAAAAAAAUACUAAGCAAAAAAGAUUUGGAGUUUACAAGCUUGGACAAAGUUUUAACAUUAGUAGCGGAUUCUCAAACUGACCGCAAUGAAGUGAAAGAGUUACUUCGUGCUCCAGAUCCUCAAAUAAUGAACGUUGUUGAAAAGGCACAAGAAGGUUUUCAUCCGGAGAGUAAGGAUAAUAAACAAAAGCCUAGACUGUCGUCUGCGAAGUCACCUGGGGGUGGACAUUUUAUUCUUGCUCGUGGUCAACAUGAACCAGUAAAACCAAGUGAAAAUAAACAGAACAAAAAAAGAAGACCGGUGUCAGGUAGAAUACAGAAAUGAGCAACGAAUUGAGUUUUUCAUUGAUAUUUGGAAGGCUGUAUAUCAGAAUGAAAUAAUUAGUAUAUUCUGAUACAGAUUACAGCUGAAAUUGGAUAUAUAAUACGUCCUAUUGGCUAGAAUGUUUCUCCGACUAAAUAAGGAGAGCACGAAAACUGAAUUGCCCGUGAAUUUUUGCUCGUUUAAUUUGCACACGACAUACGAGUACACACAACAUAAGUUAAAAACAAGGUGCUUCAUACCACACACAGUUAAGUUAAUAUAAUUCACAUUUUGUAAAUAUUUUCUAAAGUUUUUAACCUUUUUAAGUUUAUAAAUUAUAACUAUGAAUACUA
Messenger RNA from Dendronephthya gigantea, 4489 nucleotides. RefSeq lists its product as uncharacterized. The transcript is spliced from 24 exons. Gene Ontology annotation, molecular function: protein binding. Lineage: Eukaryota; Metazoa; Cnidaria; Anthozoa; Malacalcyonacea; Nephtheidae. The record is from RefSeq and is a predicted model, not a curated record. Bases 441 to 4157 code for a protein of 1238 amino acids.